AUGAAGAACCUAGGCAGAGCAUCGCUCUUGGUCGGUCUCUCGACCCUGGCCAGCUGCAGCAAGUUGAACGUCCCGCUCGACUACACGGACAAGUCGUCGAACAAGACCCUCGAACUCGACCUCAUCAAGUAUCCCGCCCAGAACGGCCCCUCCCAAGGGUCCAUCUUGCUCAACUUUGGAGGUCCCGGCCAGGAUGGCCUCAACAGCAUGGUCGCUUAUGCGCCCAUCCAGGCCCCCAUCACUGGCGGACAAUUUGAUCUCAUCAGCUGGGACCCUAGGGGCACCGGCAACACUCUUCGAUUCGCAUGCUUCGAACCCGAAGAGAUUGGCACGCAGUACGCUCAAGGCGUGCCCGACGCUUCCGACACGGCUCCCGGGCAGGUCUGGGCAGAGGCCCAGAUCCUCGCCAAGACCUGCGGAGAGACGCAAAAGGCCAACGGCGGCCUUGUCGGCAUGGCCUUCACGUCGAGGGACAUGAUUGAGAUUGUGGAUGCGCUCGAAGAGGACGGCCUUCUUCGAUACUGGGGCCUCUCUGGCGGUACGGCUCUCGGCGCGACCGUGGCAGCCAUGUUCCCCGAGAGAGUUGACAAGAUCAUUCUCGACGGUGUCAUGAACUCUCACCAGUACUACCACUCUUUCGGAAACCCAGCUCCUCGACUCCAGCGACGAGACCUUCGACGCCUUCCUCGACGCCUGCGUCGCCACCCCCAACAAGUGCCCCUCGGCACCCGCUUCGACACCGCCGACGAGCUCAAGUCCGCCAUCGCCGACUUCUUCGAGGACCUCAACAUCGCCAACACCCUCACCCUCAGCACCCUCUACCGCCCCAACUCCUACCAGAACCUGUCCAGGGUCAUCGACGGCCUCCUCGACGGCGAUACCUCGCCCGUCGCCGACGUCUUCUUCGGACCCGGCGCCGCCGCCCUAUCCGACCUCGACGCCAUCGAGGAGGAGUUCCGCCAGGAGAGCAAGCUGUUCCCCGGUUUCGCCCGCGGCUACUACGUCUACGCCUGCGCGUUGUGGCCGUUUGAGGCCAAGGAGCGGUACGAGGGCGACUUCCACGUCAAGACCAAGAACCCUCUUCUCUUUAUCGGAAACACCUACGAUCCCGUCACGCCCUUGGCUUCGGCCAAGAACAUGAGCGCUGGCUUCGAGGGAAGCGUUGUUCUUCAGCACAACGGUUUCGGACCCUCCAACUGCACCAUCAAGGCUAUUCAGAAGUAUUUCGCUAGCGGUGAGCUGCCCGAGGCCGACACCGUCUGUGAGCCCAACUUGCCCCUGUUUGCCGAGGACCCGGAGAUUUAG
Parascedosporium putredinis is the source of this 1305-nucleotide messenger RNA. The record is from the annotation of a GenBank genome assembly. Lineage: Eukaryota; Fungi; Ascomycota; Sordariomycetes; Microascales; Microascaceae.